Messenger RNA from Arachis duranensis, 571 nucleotides. RefSeq names its product altered inheritance of mitochondria protein 32-like. NCBI's taxonomy places the organism in Eukaryota, Viridiplantae, Streptophyta, Magnoliopsida, Fabales, Fabaceae. The record is from RefSeq and is a predicted model, not a curated record.
AUGGAGAGAGGAGAUGGUGGUUGUGGUGGCGGUUUGUCACUUUCAGGGUUGGUUUGUAUGCUUGAGACUCGCUUAACGAUAUGUGAGGGUCAUGAUGGGACUGAAACAUCAAAUGGUGAUGUAUUGAUCUUUCCUGACAUGAUCAGAUAUAGGAGACUAACACAUUUUGAUGUUGAAACGUUUGUCGAAGAAGUUCUUGUGAAAGAUGGAGAAUGGCUUCCUGGAACCCCAGAAGCAUUGAAAGGUUCAUAUGUUUUUGUGUGUUCGCAUGGAUCCCGUGAUCGUAGAUGUGGGGUUUGCGGACCUGUCUUGGUCAGUAGAUUCAGGGAAGAGAUAGAGUUACAUGGUCUUCAGGGUAAAGUGUUUGUAAGCCCACUCAAUUGCUCACAUAUUGGGGGGGAUAAGUAUGCCGGAAAUUUUAUUAUAUUUAAUAGGUCGUGUGCGUACGGAGAAGUCACUGGGCACUGGUAUGGAUAUGUUACUCCAGAUGAUGUACCUUCAUUACUUCAACAGCAUAUUGUGAAAGGAGAGAUUAUAGACUCCUUAUGGAGGUAAUUGUUUCCUGUAAUGC